Molecule: messenger RNA, 2331 nt
Organism: Anopheles moucheti
Lineage: Eukaryota; Metazoa; Arthropoda; Insecta; Diptera; Culicidae
Exons: 3
Coding region: 266-2020 (584 amino acids)
Molecular function (GO): monocarboxylic acid transmembrane transporter activity
Source: RefSeq, a predicted model, not a curated record
GUUGAGACGGUCGCUAGCGCAGCAGACAGUACAGCAACAGAGCCAUCCCGUUCCCAUCCCGUGGUGAAUCGCCCCGAAGAAAAGACAGUGAGUCAGUGCGCGCGUGUAUGCGAGUUGUCGGCCAGAACUAGAGCAACCUGAAUAUCCGUAUCCGCUGUUGCGUCGGAAGCGACGGGAACGCACACACCAGAUGUGUGGUUAACGGUAGCUAACAAUUAUGUAACACAUCCGGGUCCCGGGUCGACGACUGUUCCGGUGCGCCACAAUGGAGGCAUUCAUCAAUGAGAUGGUGGAACCGCGCGUCUUCGAUCUGAUCGUGCUGAUACUGCCGAAAUGGAGGCUGCUGCUGUACAUCUACCUAAUGAAUAUAGUAAUCUUUACGCCGGUGUACGUGUUCGGUGCACUCGUAAGCAACGAGCCGGACCUGGAGCUCAUCUGUCCGCCGGUUAUGCUGCUUGGCUGCAAUCUGGUGCACCGUGCGGUGUUUCGGUUUAGCAACGAGCAGAACACACGCAACCUGCUGCUCGGUAUCGCUACCCUCAGUGUCGGAAUCUCAGCGAGCGGUUUGGUCGCCAUGUUGUGUACGCCCCACUACCUGGUGGUGGUGGUGCUACUGUACAGUGUCAUUGGAGGUUUCGGCUACCAGCUGGUAUUCUCGCGCAUGUGGAAGAUACUGGCGAAGAUUUUUAACGCCCGAAAGGAGAUGUUUGUGAUCAAGUUUUUGCACUCGUGCGGUCAGGCCACUAGCCUUCUGGUGUUGCUGAUAUGCUUUCAGGUACCGUGGGAAGGUUACAUCUACGGCGUGCUGCUAUUACUGCUGGCAGGCGUUGUGCUACACCUCGUACCGCUGACGAUACUGCUGGCGGGUGAGAAGGGUCGUCUGCGCAGCGAUCUCGAUGUGCUGGUACAACUCACCGAGAAGGGUAACGAGUCGUACUAUGCGCACGUUGCGACCAGAGCUAUGCCAGAGUUCAAGUCGGAGCUUCCCGCCACUAGCCCAGCAGUAGUGCGCGACCCGGACACUGUGACUCCACCGCUCACGUGGAAGAAUCCAGCCAGUUUCAGUGCAACUCUCCACCAAAUCAAUGAAGAUUCCGCCAAUGGAGGCGGCGCACACCAUUCGCUACCGCUGGUGGACUACGCUUACAGGGAGUGCGAGGAGUCGCUUCUGAACCGACCGGAAGGCAAGUGCUACAAUCAAGACGGUGUUGAAAUUCUCGAGAUGAUUCUGGAGGAAGAUGAAACCGUGCCGGAUGCGGGUGACGAAACAGACACACCGGCAGACACCGGGACGGACGCGGACAGUUCCUCAGCAGUUUCGCAGGCCGGUAAAUGGCGCUGGUUAGGCCAGCUGUGCGGGGUAAUCGUUGACGCGUCCCGUGCGUUAGAUCUCAAUGUUCGCCCAAGCGUUAAUGUGCGGCUCGCAACUGCAACGCGCAGCGCGCUCGGUGAUUGGCGGUGUUGCAGCUGCGCACUCCUCAAGGCGACCGACACCAGCAUCUUUGUGCUGUUUCUGUGCAUACUGCCGCGGUUGAAUGUGCACUACUACCAGCAGCAGACCCGGGCCCGUCACAUGACCCUGCUGGCGGUGGUCGUAAUAUCGUCGGCCUGGGCCAGCGCUUCCUUUCUGCUGCUCUGCUGCGAGGUGCGGUUCCGCAAGCUGCACGAGCGUCUGCUCGUGUUCGGGCUAUUCUUCCAGGCGUUUGGGUACUUCUGCGUCUACACCAUCCGGUCGAACUUCUGGACGUUUGCCGGUUGUAUGCUGAUCGGUGUCGGCCACUCUAUCGCGUGCGCGUAUCAGGAAGCCGUCAUCAAGCAGCAGCUCGGUCAGCAUCGUUGGACGACCGCCAAGGCGGGUAUCGGUCUGCUUGCUGGUGUGGCCGUGCUCGUGCUCGGUGCGGUCGCCAACGUGUUCUACGUGUACGGGCCCAUCGAUCAACUGCUGCUGACGCUGCUGCUCAUCUACAGUGCUGCCGGUGCCUUCUGGAUCGCUUGCAGCUGUCGGAUACUAUUCAUCUAGCCGACAACCAACACAUCUCUAUGACCUGUACCUUUACAACCACAAUCAAACUGGGGUGCCGUACAACAGUACUACCAUCCAUAAACACCAUUCCACUUCCAACAUCGCGUCUUUCAAAGCGUUCCACCAACAUUGCAGCUAAAAUGAAAAGGAUCAUUUAAAUAUUGUGACAUACAAAGGGGAAAGAGAAGAAGAUAAACAACAAUGCAACAUAAUCACACUAAUCGCGUCCUUACGUGCGUUAGGGAGUUUGCAAUGAAGUUCACGCUACGCUUUGCACUUUAGCUUGUUAUAUCGCGUACAGUGUUGUG